AUGUCUUUCAGACCAGGUAGUAGAGGUGGUUCCAGAGGUGGCUUCGGUGGCCGUGGUGGUUCCAGAGGUGGCUUUGGUGGCCGUGGUGGUUCCAGAGGUGGCUUCGGUGGCCGUGGUGGCUCUAGAGGUGGCUUUGGUGGCCGUGGUGGUUCCAGAGGUGGUUUCGGUGGUGACAGAGGUGGCCGUGGUGGUGCUAGAGGUGGCCGUGGUGGUGCCAGAGGUGGUGCCAGAGGUGGUGCCAGAGGUGGUGCCAAGGUUGUCAUUGAACCACAUAAACAUGCUGGUGUCUACAUUGCUAGAGGUAAAGAAGAUUUGUUGGUUACCAAGAACAUGGCUCCAGGUGAAUCUGUUUACGGUGAAAAGAGAAUCUCCGUUGAAGAACCAUCCAAAGAAGAUGGUGUUCCACCAACUAAGAUCGAAUACCGUGUUUGGAAUCCUUUCAGAUCUAAGUUGGCUGCCGGUAUCAUGGGUGGUCUAGAUGAAUUGUUCAUUGCUCCAGGUAAGAAGGUUCUAUAUCUAGGUGCUGCUUCCGGUACUUCUGUUUCCCACGUCUCUGAUGUUGUUGGUCCAGAAGGUGUUGUCUACGCUGUUGAGUUCUCUCACAGACCAGGUAGAGAAUUGAUCUCCAUGGCUAAGAAGAGACCAAAUGUCAUUCCAAUUAUUGAGGAUGCUAGACACCCACAAAAAUACAGAAUGUUGGUCGGUAUGGUCGACUGUGUCUUUGCGGAUGUUGCUCAACCGGAUCAAGCCCGUAUCAUUGCAUUAAACUCCCACAUGUUCCUAAAGGACCAAGGUGGUGUCGUCAUCUCCAUCAAGGCUAACUGUAUCGACUCUACUGUUGAUGCUGAAACCGUUUUCGCUAGAGAAGUCCAAAAAUUGCGUGAAGAAAGAAUCAAGCCUCUAGAACAAUUGACUUUGGAACCUUAUGAAAGAGACCAUUGUAUUGUUGUUGGUAGAUACAUGAGAAGUGGUUUGAAUAAAUAG
Maudiozyma saulgeensis is the source of this 984-nucleotide messenger RNA. The record is from the annotation of a GenBank genome assembly. NCBI's taxonomy places the organism in Eukaryota, Fungi, Ascomycota, Saccharomycetes, Saccharomycetales, Saccharomycetaceae.